Molecule: messenger RNA, 1780 nt
Organism: Fukomys damarensis (Damara mole-rat)
Lineage: Eukaryota; Metazoa; Chordata; Mammalia; Rodentia; Bathyergidae
Gene: Endou
Product: endonuclease, poly(U) specific
Exons: 13
Coding region: 1-1518 (505 amino acids)
Biological process (GO): immune response
Molecular function (GO): RNA endonuclease activity; scavenger receptor activity; polysaccharide binding
Source: RefSeq, a predicted model, not a curated record
AUGGCUGACUGCUACCCAGAUGGGCGCCUGCGGCCCGCGACCCCAGGCACCCGGAGAAACGGAAACCACCAGCUCUCCACGUCCCUGUUCCCGGUGUUUGCUCUGAUUGGAGGCCUCCGAGGGGGCUUGAAAAGAAUGGAGAAGGACCUCCCUUCCCUGCCCCUGCAGCCAACCCCGGGAACCCAGAAGGUCCAGGGAGGGCCUGCACCCUCUCUGUUCUCCUUGCCCUGGACCCUGGCAGCAGCAGGCACAUGUGGACAGCUGCCUAACACUGGAGGACAAAACCAAGCAGUGGAGGGACCAGGAGGCAGGAUCACUGUCUCAAGGAAUUUCAGAGGGAGCCUGGAAUCGUGUGCAUCUCGCUGUCAUGAGCAAUUUGACCGGGACGCUGUCUGCCAGUGUGAUCACCGCUGUCCUGAGCAUGGGGACUGCUGUGAUGACUAUGAGCACCUGUGCGCAGCUGAAGAGGACCCCACGGAGCCAGAGCCAUUUCCGGAAGUGAAGGAAGAGGCCCCGGACAGUAACUUGUACUCGGCUCCCAGCUCCUGCCAGGGCCGCUGCCGCGAAGCCUUCAACAGGCACCACGCCUGCCACUGCAAUGACCGCUGCCAAAAAUUUGGGAACUGCUGCGAGGAUUUUGAGAGCCUGUGUGGCGACCACGGGGGCUUCUCCCACAGCAGCGAUGCCAUAACCAAAGAAGAGCUUCAGAGCAUCUCUGAGAAGAUCUACAGCGUGGACACCAACAAAGCCCAGAAGGAGGACAUCAUUCUCAACCGGCAAAAUUGCAUCACUCCAUCAGAGACAGGAGACCAAGUGGACCGCUGCCCAAAUUUGCUCUUCACCUAUGUCAAUGAGAAGCUGUUCUCCAAGCCCACCUAUGUGGCCUUCAUCAAUCUGCUCAACAACUACCAGCGGGCCACAGGGCACGGGGAGCACUUCACUGCUCAGCAGCUGGCUGAGCAGGACGUCUUCCUCAGAGAGAUCAUGAAGACAGCAGUCAUGAAGGAACUCUAUGGCUUCCUGCAUCACCAGAACCGCUACAGCUCUGAGCAGGAGUUCAUUGAUGACUUGAAGAACAUGUGGUUUGGACUCUAUUCAAGAGGCAAUGAAGAGGGGGACUCGAGUGGCUUUGAACAUGUCUUCUCAGGUGAAGUCAAAAAGGGCAAGGUCACCGGCUUCCAUAACUGGAUCCGCUUCUACCUGCAGGAGAAGGAGGGCCUGGUUGACUACUACAGUCAUGUCUACGAUGGGCCUUGGGAGUCCUAUCCUGACGUGCUGGGAAUGCAGUUCAACUGGGACGGCUAUUAUAAGGAAGUGGGCUCUGCCUUCAUCGGCAGCAGCCCCGAGUUUGAGUUUGCUCUCUACUCCCUAUGCUUCAUCGCUAGGCCCGGCAAAGUGUGCCAGUUAAGCCUGGGUGGCUAUCCCUUGUCCAUCCAGACCUACACCUGGGACAAGACUACCUAUGGAAACGGCAAGAAGUACAUUGCCACGGCCUAUGUUGCGACUUCCACCCAAUAGAGCUUUGAGCCAGAGCGGGGCACAAGGGCAGUGAGGGCUCUUGCAGGACGGAGGUGCUACAUGCUCUGGUCUUGAGAGGGAAGUGUGGAGACUGAGAGGGAAUCCCCAAUUCUCAAUCAAGGGAAGGGUUUCCCAAGGCCAAAAAUGUCCACAUAAAAAUUAGGAAAAUGAAGAGAAACAGUCCAACUUUUGUCUUCCGGUAUUUUAGCAACAUAGACUGAGAAACAGAGUUCAGAUGGAAGUUGGGAGCCUUCAGUAGCUG